UAUUUUCAAUACAAGGAAAUGGUGCAUACAAAACAAAUUUCGAUCUGAAAUGGUACUUUUAAUUGAUGUGGUAUUACAAGGUCAUGGAACAACAAAUUACGGAAAUACAGCAAGAACUUUAUUUAAAAAUCCCAAAAUUUCAGCAGCUUGCACGAGGAUUAAUAUAGAACUGAUACCACGAUGUGGGAACAUAUUAUCAGCCAUUUCAAGUGGAUACACAAUCAAUUUUGACUAUUUCGAAGAGUGCUGUUUAAUAACAGCAAAAAAAUUUGUCUCAUUGUAUCCUUGGUACUACUUGGCAUGUAGUAACAUGCCUGCAAAUGUACAUAAAGUGUUACUACACGGUGCAGAUGUUAUAUGAUUUGCUCCUCUCCCAAUAGGUAAACUAUCGGAAGAAGCACAAGAAAGUCGAAAUAAAGACUACAAAGUAUUCAGAGAAUAUAAUACGAGAAAAACGUCAAGGUUUAAUACGAAGAUUUGAAGCAUAUUUUACUUUUUUCAUCUGAUCCAUGCGAAAUAUUUCCAAGACCUAUGUACAAGAACUAUCUAAAGAUGUUAUUCAAUUAUUAAGAAUACCAGAACCAAAUAAUGGUUCUUAUACUUAU
Messenger RNA from Sipha flava (yellow sugarcane aphid), 605 nucleotides. RefSeq lists its product as uncharacterized. Lineage: Eukaryota; Metazoa; Arthropoda; Insecta; Hemiptera; Aphididae. The transcript has 3 exons. Bases 50 to 361 code for a protein of 103 amino acids. The record is from RefSeq and is a predicted model, not a curated record.